AUCCAGGCCUUUGCUGUCUCACACCCCCCCCCCCCAUGGGACAGCUGCCAACAUGAGCACCGAUGCCAGCCACCUGCCUGCGGGAUCCCAGGAGGCGAGCGGGGCUCUGUGGACUCCAUCCAGCUGGAUGGCUUCCGACGUCCCUCCCAACGCCAGCACCUCCUUGGCCCAGCCGGAUCAGUGGCAAAGGGCGGAGGAGUGGGGUGGCACUACCGGAGAGAUUGCGGGCACGGUCGCGAUCCAGUGUAUCUACGCCCUGGUGUGCCUGCUGGGGCUUCUCGGCAACUCCCUGGUGAUCUUUGUCAUCCUGCGCUACGCCAAGAUGAAGACGGCCACCAACAUUUACCUGCUCAACCUGGCCAUCGCCGACGAGCUCCUCAUGCUUAGCAUCCCCUUCGUGGCGACCUCGGCUGCGCUGCACCACUGGCCCUUCGGCCGGGCCCUGUGCCGCACCGUGCUGGGCGUGGACGGGCUCAACAUGUUCACCAGCGUCUUCUGCCUGACCGUGCUCAGCCUGGACCGCUACAUCGCUGUGGUGCACCCACUGCGGGCAGCCACCUACCGCCGGCCCAGGGUGGCCAAGAUGGUCAACGGAGGGGUCUGGCUGCUCUCGCUUCUGGUGGCCUCGCCCAUCCCCAUCUUCGCCGGCACAGCGGCCACGCACGACGGCCGAGCGGUGGCCUGCAACCUGCUGUGGCCUAGUCCGGCCUGGUCAGCUGCCUUUGUGGUCUACACGACCUUGCUGGGCUUCCUGCUGCCGGUGCUGGCCAUGGGCUUCUGCUACCUGCUGAUUGUGGGCAAGAUGCGGGCGGUGGCUCAGCGGGUGGGCUGGCAGCAGCGGCGGCGCUCGGAGGGGAAGCUGACCCGGCUGGUGUUGAUCGUGGUGGCCAUGUUUGUGGUGUGCUGGAUGCCCUUUUAUGUGGUUCAGCUGGUGAACCUGCUGCUGCCCGGCCACCUGGAUGCCACGGUGAACAAUGCCUCUCUCAUCCUCAGCUACUCCAACAGCUGCGCCAACCCCAUCCUUUACGGCUUCCUCUCGGAGAACUUCAGGCACUCCUUCCACGGGGUGCUGCGGCGAUGCUGCGACGCCAGCUUCUGCUGCUGCUGCCACCCGGACCUGGGCGCCGCUGAGGAGGAAGAGGAGGAGGAGCCGCUAGAUUACUGUGCCGUCCCCAAGGGGGAGGAGACGAGCAAGGGCUGCAUGUGCCCAUCUUUGCAUUGCCAGCGGGAGCCGGUGCACCCUGAGCCCUGCUGUACUCCUGGCACCCUCCUUGCAAAGACCACCACCUUCUAGAUGGCCUGUGUCUUCCUCCUCUGCCUUCUGAAAGGGUGCCUCCUCCUGGCCCGGCCCCCGCCUUGGCAGGACCAGCAUCUUGCAAUGAGCACCAUUGCCCUGCCGCUGUAUCUCACCCUUCAGAAACAGACGAACGGGGUAAAGAAGCCUGCGUAAGUCCUCGGCGUGAGGGCCAGUUGCUUCUAGGUUGGCUCCUGCCUUUGGGCUGCGACUGGGAUGGGGCUUGUAUGGGUGCUGGGUAAGCUGGGUGAGAGACCUGCACUUGCUUUUUUCUCUUUGGGUGGCUGGGCUUGUGUCUUGAUCGAUUCCUUCUGUAGCCUGAGCAGUCCCUUGCCACUGAGACCAUGGGGACGGUGCUUGGAGUAAGGUGCCACUCAAGGUGGCAAAGGGAAAUGAGGAUUCUCUUAGCCCCUCCCAUCCCAGGCAUUUGCUCACAGAGCAGGAGUUCUCUGUUGGCCUUCUCUGACAUGGGCUGUUUCCUAUGAGGGGAGGGAUAGCUCAGUGGUUUGAGCAUUGGCCUGUUAAACCCAGGGUUGUGAGUUCAAUUCUUGAGGGGGCCAUUUAGGGAUCUGGAGCAAAAAUCUGUCUGUGACAAUACUUGGUCCAGCCUGUGACCUUUCCAGCUCUAUGAGAUAGGUAUAUUAUUAAAUAUAUAUAUAACUGAUUGCCAACAUUACUUUAAAAAAUAUUUUUGAUUUAGUUGGGGACUGGUCCUGCUUUGAACAGGGGGUUGGACUAGAUGACCUCCUGAGGUCCCUUCCAGCCCUGAUAUUCUAUGAUUCUAUGUUUCUAUGAGCCUGGCUCAGCACAAGGGGCUAGGGAUAUGAUACAGGUUAAUGGUCAGCAUUGGGACCACAUCCUGCGCCUGAUGACUUCAGGAGGAGUUUUUCUGCUGAUCUCGCUCAGCCCUUCUAAGGCCAGGCUGGUAAUUAAAAUGCCAGAAAGAGAGCGAGAGAACGUAUCUUCUUUAAUCUUUUGUGACCAGUGUUCGGAAGGGGAUGCGCUAUCCUUAGCAAUUUAUGACUAGAUUUUCAGAAGGGCACAACUCCCAUUAAAAACAAAGGAGGCUGUGGGGUCCUUUUGAAAAUCCACCCAUUAACCUAAUAAAGUGUCUCUAAAGGGAAAACAGUACCCUAGUUUGCAGAAAGUACAAUGAGUGACAGUAACCUAACCCCAAAAUACCGAUUUAAGGUUCAGCCUAGCUCCGAUGCAGUGAAUGAGAAUUUUGCCAUUGACAUGAGCAUAAACAGAAUCCAGACUUUUUAAAUGCUUGAGGUUCUUUUAGAUCCUUAGAAAGAGCAGUAGUGGGUAGGACUGAGCUGUAGUUGUGCCAUGAAUGAUCCGAUCUGUAAUUGUGUCAUGGAAAAAUAAAAAGCCAUCAUGUUGGCCUGUAACACUGUUAUUAUUAUCCCUGAGUAUUACAUUAUGAGGAUGGUUUUGUUUUUUAAACAAACAGCCUUCACAGCAUACAAGAUCUUUAGGCAUAAAAAGUGGAAAGCUACAGUCUAAAAUGUAUCCUGGUGAAUCAGUAAUAAAUCCUAAC
Messenger RNA from Malaclemys terrapin pileata, 2837 nucleotides. RefSeq names its product somatostatin receptor 4 (gene SSTR4). Gene Ontology annotation, cellular component: neuron projection; membrane. Gene Ontology annotation, biological process: neuropeptide signaling pathway; cellular response to glucocorticoid stimulus. The coding region runs from base 53 to 1294 and encodes 413 amino acids. The transcript has a single exon. The record is from RefSeq and is a predicted model, not a curated record. Gene Ontology annotation, molecular function: neuropeptide binding; somatostatin receptor activity. NCBI's taxonomy places the organism in Eukaryota, Metazoa, Chordata, Testudines, Emydidae.